AUGCUGAUUGAACUCUUGCCAUCGUCGGCGCAGCGAACGCUUUGUCCCGCCGGCAGUGGUUGCGGCGACGGCGAGUGCGAGCUGCUCCACGUGGACCCGACGUGGCGAGAUGUGCUGGCGAGCCGACACGUGGCGCACGGAGACGGCAGCAGUAACGGCAGGGCGUGGGGAAGACCUAGACUCAUCGUGUGCGCGGGACCAGAGAGGUCGGGCUCCACGUGUCCCUUCAACCCCUCCUCCCAUUUCCCCUCCUCCACCCAAUCCCUUGUACUCCCAUCGCCUCCCUGCCCGACCGCAGGCUCCACGUGGCUCUUCAACGCCGUGCGCCUGCUGCUCGCCCACUCGGGCCAGCUGGCGCUCUCCUAUUGGCUGCACUCCAUCUCCGCCAGCAAGCUGCGCGCCAGGGGGCUCUCGCCGCUCUGCACCCGCGGACCUGGGGGGGCGGGGGGAGGGGAAGGGGGGCCCACGGAGGGAGCAGCGAGUUCCGCGGAGGAAACAGGAGAAAGGGGAAAUGGGGAGGGUAUGGGGAUGGAUGGAGGGGAGUGGGGAGGAGUGAGCGUGGUGGUGAAGACACACGAGUGGGCGGAGGGGUGGGAGGUGGGCGAGUGGAGUGGGGUGGUGCUGCUGACUGAGAGGGACGUGUGUGGCGUCGCUGACUCCUACCUCCGCGUCGGCUGGUUACCACACAGCAUGCCGCGAAUCAAGGCCCACAUGCAGGCCUACUUGCGCGACCACCAGCGUUGGAAGCAGCACGCUGCGGCCGUCAUCCCCUUGGCCUCCAUCGUGCCACCCGGCAGCCCCUCGGAGCUGCUCUGCCUCUCCCGCCUCGCUGCACUCCUGGGGCUCAUCACCAUGGAGGGGAAGGCGGAAGGGACUGCUGAAGGGGCGGCGGACGGGAAGGGGGAAGGGUCUGGGCUUGAGGCGAGUCUGGGCAGUGUGGGGGGAGGGAGGGCUGGUGGGAGGGCAGUGGACGUGCGUGGCGUGUCAAGAGCCCUUGCUCAGCUGCCAGUUCCCACAGGCUGGGCGCCUGACCCGGUGACCAAGCUGUGGCCGCGCCACAAAGGGGCAGCCCAUGCAAGCAAGGGGGGAGCAGCAAGGGGCCUGACAGGGGAGGAGCGGGCGGAGCUGCAGCAGUUUGAGGAGUCCCUGGCGCCAGCCGCCAGUGAAUCCACUGAACAGUGCGCCUAA
This is a messenger RNA of Closterium sp. NIES-65, 1188 nucleotides long. The record is from the annotation of a GenBank genome assembly. Lineage: Eukaryota; Viridiplantae; Streptophyta; Zygnematophyceae; Desmidiales; Closteriaceae.